AUGCAUGAUAGAGGUCAAACCGCUAAUAUAGUCACUUACAAUUCCUUAUUGAAUGGGAUGUUCAAAAACAAAAGACUUGACAAGGCACUUAUGUUAUUCAGUCAAAUGAAAAAGAGUGGCAUUGAUCCAAAUAUACACACAUACAGAGUACUUAUUGAUGGCCUAUACAAUGCAAAAGAGAUUUUUCAAGAUUUUUGCGUUAUAGAUUGUCCUCCAAAUGUGAGGGCAUACAAUAUUAAGAUCGAUGGGCUCUGCAAAAAGGGCUUAUUUAAAGAAGCAUUGACCCAGCUGUUGGAAAUGGAACACAAUGGUUGCUUACCAAAUGUUGUGACUUUUGUAACUGUUAUUCAUGCUUUGUUUGAAAAAGAUGAGAAUGACAUGGCGGAGAAACUUCUUCGGGAAAUGAUUGCUAGAGGCUUGUGGGAUUUAUAA
This is a messenger RNA of Arachis ipaensis, 432 nucleotides long. The record is from RefSeq and is a predicted model, not a curated record. NCBI's taxonomy places the organism in Eukaryota, Viridiplantae, Streptophyta, Magnoliopsida, Fabales, Fabaceae.